Nicotiana attenuata is the source of this 786-nucleotide messenger RNA. RefSeq lists its product as uncharacterized. The record is from RefSeq and is a predicted model, not a curated record. NCBI's taxonomy places the organism in Eukaryota, Viridiplantae, Streptophyta, Magnoliopsida, Solanales, Solanaceae. The transcript has 3 exons. The coding region runs from base 1 to 786 and encodes 261 amino acids.
AUGUAUGCCUCUGGUGGAAAGAAUGAUUGCAAGGAUCAAAUGUUGGACUACCAAAUUUCUAUUUUCCUGAUACCAAAGAAGGUGCUGCAGUUAAUAACAAGUGCCUGUAGAACAUUCUUGUGGACUGGACAAUGUGCAACGUCAAGAAGAGCACUUGUCGCAUGGGAGAGAUUAUGUAUGCCAAAAUCAGCAGGGGGCUUGAACAUAAUCGAAUUUCAAACAUGGAAUAAAGCAGCCAUAUCAAAAUUGCUUUGGGCUAUCACAGCAAAGAAAGAUACCCUCUGGGUUCAAUGGAUCCACAGUUUCUAUAUUAAGGGUAGAAGCAUCAGUACUAUGGAGACACCUAAGCAAGCAUGUUGGCUUGUUAGGAAAAUCUUUGAUGCAAGGAAAUGGUAUGGGAGCAAUGAUUUGUGUGGAGAAUUACAACAACGCACUCAUGCUGGGAAGUUCAUGAUCAAGAAGGCAUAUAAAUACUUACUUCCUCAAUAUCCUAGAGCUAUAUGGAAAAACCUCAACAUGAUCCCAUGUUCUGUACCAAGAGCUGAUGUUGAAGAAACUCAUACUCAUUUGUUCUUCGAAUGUGAUUAUUCCAGACAGAUGUGGAGCUCCUUCUUACGUUGGACAGGAGAAAGCAAGCAAGCAGGGACCUGGGAGGAGGAGAUUGCGAGACUAACGACCAAACAAUGCAACAGCAAAGCUCAUGCAGAGGUACUAGGAUGGCUAUUAGCUGCUACUGUUUAUUAUGUCAGGAGUGAACGCAAUGCUAGAAGAUUUCAAGAACAGUAG